AUGAGUUCUGACAAAAUUGACUAUCCAAAAGCAUCGAAAUUAAUUAGUGAUGCUGGGGUUAUCAUUUACAUAGGAGGAUUUCUCUUAAUCAUUGCAUUUAUAAGCCCUUAUUGGUUGGAAUCAUAUGAUGAAGCUUUCAUAAAUUUUAAGCACAUGGGUUUGUGGACAUACUGUUUUGACCACUUCCGAUACCCUCACUAUCAAUUUGAAAAACUCUUUGAUGGCUGCAAUACAGUAUUCAGUGAAGAAUAUUACGUUAUUCGAGAAUGGCUAUUACCAGGAUGGCUAUUAUUUUUGGAACUUUGCAUGACUCUAGCAGUAUUGUUAUCACUUGGGACAUUAGCGAUAAUUGCUGCUGUUGUAACUAGAUAUCCACAACGUCUUGUACUUAAAUAUGAGUACAUGCUAUCGGCUGCAUGUUUCUUAGCGGCUGCAACUACUGCUAUAUUGAUACUGUUUACUGUAUUCCUGUUCCCAUUCAACUGUUGGAGACGUGAUUGGCUCAUGUAUCCUAUGUAUAACCAUCUAUCGUGGUCAUUUUAUAUUGCUAUUGUAUCGGGUUUUGUGCAUGCUUAUGGAGCAUGGUAUUUAUUUCAGGACGCACAAAUCGCUUACGAACAAAGAAGGGAGAGCAAAAAUUUAGUCAUGCAAAUGUAUCCUCCUCAUGAGCGUAACUUCUAUGAUCAAUAA
Molecule: messenger RNA, 690 nt
Organism: Macrosiphum euphorbiae (potato aphid)
Lineage: Eukaryota; Metazoa; Arthropoda; Insecta; Hemiptera; Aphididae
Source: the annotation of a GenBank genome assembly